UGCAGGGGGGACAGGGCUGCGACAUGCCUGCGCCUCUCCACCGUAGCCCGAGCAGCCGUGCCAGCGUCGGGUGCGCCAUAAUCAAACUUUUCUAUACAUUUUCACGUCACCUGGACGCGAAACAUAAAUUUGGCAUCCUAUGCAAAUAUAUGCUGACGUAAAAGAUCAUGUGGUUUUUGUCGUCGAUCCCCCCUAUGAGCAACGAGGAGGUUUUUUUUUCUCCUCUCUACUGUUGUCUUUAGGUUAGCUAUGCUACAAUCUUUACAGUAUCCAGUGCUAGCUAUAUGCGCCCCGCACCGCACCACUCUGGAUAUCUGGGAAUAAUCAACUUCCAGGCUGUCGCACCCUGCACCCAGAGACUACACACAGAGUCCACAGGCGAUUACCCAGAGUGCCGCUGGCCUGAGGAUCGCCAGGAGAGAGGCAGAGAACGCGCAGUGAUUGGAGGAGGAGGUGUAGCCUCAGAAGGAGCCCCCCCCCAGUGAAACCCAUUCCCUCGCCUGAGGAGGCGCAGAUUCGGUGGACAUCUUGGAUAAAGGUCAAGGAAGCCAUAUUCCAUUCUGACGCCAGGCCUGAGAUGUGGUUGAAAGCUCCAGAAGAAACAACUUGAAAGCCGCUGCUGUCUGUGAUGCCCUCCCAUGACGCCCAGGUCGCUAGCUGACACUGCCAGUGAGCGGGAGACGCCACUGCACAACCGGUCCUGGGCCGGCACAGUCAGCCGGUUCUCGCCCUCCCACUUGCACACUGGAGAUUAAACUCCACCCACCUACCAGUAUCCACAGCCAUCAGCUCCAAUCCACCCAAGUAAGUUCCUUUCAUAAACCAACUCACUGACGUCCUCGGCCAGCACCAGCAGCAGCCAAAAACCGCAGUAUCUUCAACGCAAUCAGCAACACCAGCACAACCAUUAUUAACACCACCAGCAGCAACCAUCAUGUCCAGUCGUAGAAAGUCCUCCACCCCCUGCAUGGUCCGGGUCGUGCAUGAAGAGCAAGAUGACCCUGAUGAGGUAAUGGAUGUGGAAAUAUUGACGGACAACUAUGCGACAGAAAAAGAACAAUCAGAAUCAUCUGAAACUGCAGAAGACCUCCAGCAGGAGAACUCAGAGAAACCAGACCAGCAGACGUUUCCAGAAACAGUGGAAACCCAGAAUACUGAGCCAUUAGAACAAACGGAGCAGUUGAGUGAAAAAGACCAACCCCCUGUCAUUGACGAUGAAGAAACCAUAGAGGAGAAGGACAGGGAAGAGGUGGACUCUGACCCGCUGUCUCAGAAAAAAGAGUCCAGAGGCUAUGAAUGCAAAUACUGCCCGUUUUCUACACAGAACCUGAAUGACUUUAAAGAUCACGUAGACUCCAGCCACCCUAACGUCAUUCUCAAUCCGUUGUACCUCUGUGCUGUCUGCAACUUCAACACCAAGAAGUUUGACUUGCUCACAGAGCACAACGAGAGCCAGCACCCGGGCGAGACGAAUUUUAAGUUCAAGCGGAUAAAAAUGAACAAUCAAACUAUCUUAGAACAGACAAUCGAAGGCAAGGACAAUUCAGUUGUAUGCGAAAUGUCAAAUGAACAGGACGACAGCAACAGCAGCUUGCAGUUUCCACCAUGCAUAUCAACCGCAGUGAAAACCCCCGACAACAUCCAGUCACUGUAUCAAGGGGGGGAACUGAAGAGCCAGACUCAGAAGAAUCAAAUCACAGUAGUCAACAUCAACGGAACAGUGAUCAUCCCCGAACCCAAUAUCCUUCAAGGGCUCUCGCAUGUCACCCCAAUGCUCCAGCGUCCGCCUAACUUUAACUCUGUACCAAAAAUAGCUGUUCCCUUGAACACCACCAAAUAUAACCCUUCUUUAGAUGACAACUUAACGUUAAUCACGUCCUUUAACAAGUUCCCUUACCCAACGCAUGCUGAGCUGUCGUGGCUGACGGCUGCCUCCAAGCACCCGGAGGAUCAGAUCAAGGUCUGGUUCACUACCCAGCGGCUGAAGCAAGGCAUCACCUGGUCCCCAGAGGAGGUGGAAGAAGCCAGGAAAAAGAUGUUCAAUGGCUCCAUCCCUCCUGCACAUCACACGUUUACUGCCGCUCACCCGUCUGUCAAAUCCACCCAGCAGACCUUUGUCCACACCACAGUCGGACACACAAGUUAUGUCCGGACCACUACGUCCAAUGGGUUGAGUGUAGUCACCACCACAACUUCUCCCGGUGAAGUUGCAAUUGGUUCCAGCCUUGCUAUUAAACGAUCUUUGCCAACACAUCUAAUGACAGUGUCUGGCCCGGAGGCUAAACGACCCAUAAUGGCAGUUGCCCCCCAUUCUGGCAAUGCUAAAGACAGGGGCCUCAUGGCUCCUCCCCCUCCUCCUCCCCCAAAAGACCGCCUCCCAAUGGCUCCGCCUCCUGUUCCAAUGGAGACGAGGAGACCUGUAGCAGUUCCUCUGGUCACCUCUGAGAUGAGGUGGCCAUCCUCAACUGUGCCUUUAAUGCCACCGCCCUCAUCAUCAUCUUCUUUGUUGUCCAAAGGGAAGAUUCUCUCUACGUUAGGAAACACCAAAACAAAGCCAGUGGUGUCCCUGCCCUCCCUAGUCUUUCCAGAAUCUUUAACAAGGCCCUUGAUAGUUCCUCCGCCUAUCUUUGCGCCUUCAUUUAAAAACCCUUUACUUUUUCCUAUAACUUCGCCUAUCACUUCCAAAGAAAAGCACCUUUAUACUCAUGCGUUGGCAGCUUCUGAUCAAAAGCUGCCAAACUCCCCACCACUCAAUGGCCAACAGAUAAGAAGGCCAACCAUUAUCCAGUCAAUUCGGGCUCCUACUAAAGCCCUGUCCCAGAUUCCAGGGUUUCCCUUCGAUAGCAAGAAACUAAAAGAGCAACAAGGAUUUGAUUGGAAAUCCAGCUACCCCAGAGGAGAUAAAGUACUCUAUCCUCUGGCAGAGGCCAACGGGACAUCUCGUACAGACGGAAAAUGGUCCCACAAUCACAACUCCCUGGCUCAGCACAAUGGUGUCCUACAUUUGGAUGGUGGUGAGCUGGCUGGAGUCCUGAAACCAGACUUUCAUCAAAAGUCCUCAGUCCUGACCCAAUUCCCCUUGUUGGAAAGGAUGAAAGGAAAGACAGCGGAACAGCUGAAGAUACUGGAGGAGAACUUCUUGAGGAAUGGCUUUCCCACUCUUAAUGAUGUGGAUAAUCUGGCGGGCAGCACCAACUUGUCUCACGAGGAAAUCGAGAGUUGGUUUGUGGAACGCCGUGCACUACGCGACAACCUGGAACAAGCCCUUCUUAACUCCAUGGGCACUAAGAGGAUGGGCACCGGUGGCAUUGCUGCCAUCACUAAGAAACGACUACAUCAGCAACAACACCAAACCCUACAGCUAAACGGGAUUCACAAGCCAAGCACUGGUGUGGGCCAUCUUAAAAGCCCUUUGACUCCCUCGCAUUCCCUGCCCAUCAUUGCACCCUCCAUCCCCAACCCUAAUUCCUGCUCAGUGCCUCCAGACAGCAGAUCCCAGGCCCUCCUCAAGGACGAUUUUGCUCAAACGCGGUGGCCUUCCCCUGAGGAGAUCAGCCAAAUGGAGAGUCGGACAGGACGCGCCGAAAUUGCCCGCUGGUUCCACGACAGCCGGCUGCAGAGCGGCCACAUGGAGCUGACAGAACUUUUUGUGAAUGGAGGGCAGGGGCAGCCUGUAUACUCUCCCAAAAACUCUCCCCCCAACAUCCUCCAGCGCUGUCAAGAAGGAGCCCUGACAAACAACCACAGCAGUAAGAUGUUGGAGGUUGAGUUGGGCUGGCUGAUGGAUCAGCGCGCCCAUAGCCUCAGCAGUCAACAGCAGGAUGAGCUCCACGACCGGCUUGCUGGCAGACUGAGGCAGCAGAACCUGGUGGAGUUUAAGAACGGGGGACGGAAUGGAGGAGUCGGGGGAGGAGUGCGGGAGAUGUUCGGCAGUUGGCUGGAGGACGGACACUCGAGGAGGGGGCGGGAUCUGCUCCUGGACAGAGAGAGGAAGAUGACAGAUGACACAUCUGGGAGGCUGACUGGAUAAACGGUGCGAGUAGGAUUUGCCGCCAUCGCCGCCGCUGCUGCUGGAAUCAUAAGAAAACGAGGUGGACUGAGAAUGAAGCAAAGAAAAUAAGUUGUUUUUUAAAAUCAUAAGAUCUUUUCCUUUUUCUUUUUACAAUUUGUAUCUCUUGAUUGUCGCAUCUCAGAUCACGCACAACAUCCUCCUCAGAGUUACCCUUCACAGACCUGAUGUUCAUGCUACAAAAGCCUGAGUAAGAAGGGGGCUUUGCUUUGGCACCUUUUAUCUUAGCGAGGUGUACACAUGCUCCCAAAUUGAAAUCAUAAGAGUGCAAGGAGACAUUCCGGGUUACGAUCUGUGAAGAUAAUUGAAACAGCCAACCUCUCCUACGAAAUUCAAAUUCCUUUCUAUUCAUUUCUCACAGGAUUUUGAGUUUUUCAGUAAUAUUACAGGAGCUAAUCUUCUUCUAGUAUAUGCAGAAACAAGGUUUACAAACCCUAAAUCCUCUUUAAGAUCUGGAUUAGUUGUGUCUUUACUAAUCAAUAAGGCUUAUUUGUACAAGUCCCAUCAGCCAAUCACAGUAGCAGUUUAUGAAGAAGGCUGCAAACUGAAGGUAAAAUGAAACAAGUCAAAUAGUUUGUACUGCCCCUUUAAUUGUAAUUGUCCCUUUGAGUUUAUGAUCCUGAAUAUUUCCACUUGGUGCCAGUUUCAUGACAAAACGAGUACUAAUGCUGACUCAUCCUUACAAUGAAUUAUCAUUACACUCAUGACAUAAUCAGACUUUCUAUGAAAAGUGAAGAAGAUCCAAGUUGCAACAGAAUCAGAGAUUUGGGUUGUUUUUUAUUCCACCAAAUGUUCAUCCUUGUAAAACAUGAAAAAAAAAAAAAGAAGAUAAUCAGUGGAGACAAUCAGGAAAUGAUGCAUGGUAAUUAUGUUUUCAUUCACUUUCGAGAAAACAACUCUUUGCAGAGCGUUCAGGACUAUCACAUGAUCUUCAUCUGCAGAUUUCUCUUCAAAAGUACAAUAACAACAUUUCAAGAGGAGCCUUUAAUGUCUGAAAACUUUAGGACAGGUUUAAAAAGAGAAUGUGGUCUUUGCUGACCUGAGUGAUGCUGGUGACCAGUUACCUUUUUAAACCUUCUCUUUAGAAAAAAAGCCUUCGUUAGAAAAAAAUCAAACACGUUCCCUUAAAAAAGAAGAUUAGUUAUUGAUUAAGAAGAUUGUCUGCUUAACAUCCCAUCCUUCCCUUUAAAAAUCCAACAUUCCCUUUAAGUGUGGAGUUUAAAUAACAUUCAAAGACAUGUAUAUGUUAAAAGUCUAGUUUGGCUUUAUUAACAUCUCAAUGAUGGGAGUUUCUGAACAUUGUGAACAUUGCCUUUAAGAGGAAACCAGUUUAAUGAUCAGCACUUUCAUGUAAGUUCCUGAAAGAAACCCAGAACUUCUCCUUUAAGUCGCUCUGAGGGAGGAGUGGGGGCAUUAGCAGGUUGUAAACUCUUGGACCGGACAGAUGUUUGGGCCGAGGUGAUGUUGUACGUGACCUGUGUUGCCGUGGAGACGCGAGGAGGAGGGUGAACCGGAGCACUGAAUGUGUGCCUGCAGCAGCCGUCUGUACACCGACUGACAGACAGGGCGGAUUAAAAAAACAGACAAACAAAAACGCCGAGUGCCAAAGCUGGGAUCUGCUGCAUUCUCACUACACUUUUGAAAAAAAGGGUUCUUCUUCUUGUAUAUAGGAUAUAUAUGUUUGUUUGUUUUCGUUUUGUUCCUGUAUUGCUACAGAUUUGUAAAGUUUUGCGGGAAGAUUUUGUUACAUUUUGUAAAAUGGGAGCAAAUGGUCCCCCCGAAACCCUCCUCUUUUUUUGUUGCUUUUUUAAAGCCCUCUCUCUCAGAUUCUCUACUUUUAUUUGUUGAUGGAAAAAACGGUGCCAUUAGUGGUGUGUGUGUGUGCAACGUUUCUUUCUUUCUUUCUCCGUAUCUCUCUUUUUGUACUGAACCACCGUGGAACCACUACAGAAAAAAAGAAAAAAAGACGGACCAGUUGGCAAUACUUCAGUCACUUCUCCUUCAUCUCACCGGCACUGGACUUCUGCCUGCCACUUCCCCGCUGAGAGGAGGUGGGAGGAGGAGGAGGAGGAGGAGGGAGGAGGAGGAAGAGGGGGGACUUCGCUUCACAUCAAAUCAGAUUUAAAAAACAAAACACACAAAAAAGCACCUUUGGACCUUUUCUCUUCUUCUUUUUUUUACUGUGCAUAAGUGAAGUCAAGUGCUAUUAUUAUAUUAUUAUUAUAUUAUUAUUAAUAUUGUAGCCACUCUGUCUGGAACCCUUUUUUGCUGAAAAAAAAGAAACUACACAAGAAAGGAAAAAAAAUAAACGUAAGCCAAUCUGCACUUCUUGUUCCGAGGAACAUGCUUGGAUGACCAAGUGACUGUCGUGGGUCUUUGUUUAAACCGAUAAGGAACAAAACAACUUGAAAACAAAACAAAAAAAACUAUCAAGAAACUUUCAAAAUGGAGGCAAAGCGCAGAAGGAUCACGAUCACACAACACACAAUCUAGACAGUGAAAAAAACACAAUCCAGAAUCAUGCUGCCUGAAUCAUACUUUAAUCUCUUUUCCUCCGUUUGUCCUUCACUUCGUCUUCUACCUGUCAUUCUUUCUUUUUCUAUCUCUUUCGUUUCCUUCAUCGUUGAUUGUUCUCAAUUUCUAUCUCUCUUUGUCAUCCUGCACACCAUCUACACACCUGUAAUAAACAAAAAAAAAAA
Molecule: messenger RNA, 6768 nt
Organism: Trematomus bernacchii (emerald rockcod)
Lineage: Eukaryota; Metazoa; Chordata; Actinopteri; Perciformes; Nototheniidae
Product: zinc fingers and homeoboxes protein 2-like
Exons: 6
Coding region: 935-4030 (1031 amino acids)
Biological process (GO): regulation of transcription by RNA polymerase II
Cellular component (GO): nucleus
Molecular function (GO): DNA binding; DNA-binding transcription factor activity, RNA polymerase II-specific
Source: RefSeq, a predicted model, not a curated record